GAACGUCGGUCAUGUGGCGUGUAAAGUGACGUCAUUUCGCCGGAUAAAACGCGAAACGCGACGCGAAAAGUGAUCGGCUUCCAGCGCCCGUGUCGCCUUGGGUCCGCAGACCUGCGCCGGGGAGGGACGUGCGUUAACAGUUCGGUUCAGGAGCGCGACUGCACGCUGUACCAGCUCAGCGUUAGAGUCCCGGGAGGGGGGAACAGUCUGCGUGUCCUGGGCUCCCUGCACGAGGUCCGGAAAAGCUCCGCUUGCAAGCAGCUAAGAGCCGCUCAGUGCGCCAUGGACAACGUGGGUAACGCGUCGGAGCUGCCGUGCCAGCAAACCACCGAGGCGAUCAGCAACGGCAGUGCCUUCUGCCGCAACUUCAGCACCAACGCCACCGUCACGGACGCCGAGGCUGCUAACAAGGGCUCCAUCCCGGUGGUCAUUGCCAUCAUCAUCACCGCUUUUUACUCCAUCGUGUGUGUCGUUGGACUGGUGGGGAACGUGCUCGUCAUGUAUGUCAUUAUCAGAUACACGAAAAUGAAAACAGCCACCAACAUCUACAUCUUCAACCUGGCCCUGGCGGAUGCCUUGGCCACCAGUACGCUGCCCUUCCAGGGCGUCAACUUCCUGAUGGGCACCUGGCCCUUUGGCGAUGAGCUCUGCAAGGUGGUGCUCUCCAUCGACUACUACAACAUGUUCACCAGCAUCUUCACGCUGACCACCAUGAGCGUGGACCGUUACAUCGCCGUCUGCCAUCCCAUCAAGGCGCUCGACUUCCGCACGCCGCGAAACGCCAAGAUCGUCAACGUCUGUAACUGGAUCCUGUCUUCUGCCAUCGGCCUCCCCGUCAUGAUCAUGGCCUCCACCGUGGCUCACAGAAAUGCUCCAAAAAUCAUCGACUGCACCCUGAAGUUUCCCCACCCAUACUGGUACUGGGACAACCUGCUGAAGAUCUGCGUCUUCAUCUUCGCCUUCAUCAUGCCGGUCCUCAUCAUCACGGUGUGCUACGGGCUGAUGAUCCUCCGCCUGAAGAGCGUCCGCCUGCUGUCUGGCUCCAAGGAGAAGGACCGCAACCUGCGGCGUAUCACCCGCAUGGUGCUGGUGGUGGUGGCCGUCUUCAUCGUGUGCUGGACGCCCAUCCACAUCUUCGUUAUCAUCAAGGCCCUGGUGAACAUCCCCAACUCGCUUCUGCAGUCCAUCACCUGGCACUUCUGCAUCACCCUGGGCUACACCAACAGCUGCCUCAACCCUGUGCUCUACGCCUUCCUGGAUGAGAACUUCAAGCGCUGCUUCCGUGAGUUCUGCGUCCCCUCUCCAGCCGGCCUGGACCUGCAGAACUCCUCUCGCAUCCGGCAUGCGCACCGUGAGCAUAACUCCAGCGGGCACACCCUGGAACGGACCAACCAGCAGGUAUGACUAGCCAUGGAGAUGUCGUCACUGGACUCCCGCGGCCAGCCACACGUGGACAUGAACUCCGAGGUAACGCAGGUCACAACCGGACUCUGACUGCCCUGUUCCUCUUGGGCUGGCCAAGGCGAAUGUAGCCGACGCUCCGCAGGACUGGUCGCCCCACAGCAGCCUCUGUUCAGAUGACAAAUGCUUCAUAUUUCCGGAACCCAACCCGGAGGUUCUCAGCCAAACUGUAGACACCGAACUCCUUGCCAGUGCGGCAUUUCUAGCUACCUUUGUUAGGCGCAGCAUGUGAUUCAUCAAAAGCAGAGGACCCAUUCUGAGCCAUUUAAGGCCCUGCCAAGUGAUGUUUUCAUGCCAGUGGUGAUCAGAUAAUAUAUUCUGAUCCAUGUAAAAAAAGCAGAGCUGAGUUCUGUACGUCCACGGCUUUCAAUGAAUGACUGGCCCUCUUAGCCAAAGCGCAAAGCUGUAACUUAUGUGGCUUUCAAACACAGACCUUUGCACGUAUCUCAGAAAGCCCCGCAACGAGGUGGGAUACAAGCUGAAGAUCAGUACAGCUUUAUUUACCCUAUUUGCACACUGUUACUUGUACAUGGUAUUGCUCGUUACUUGAAAUCAUUCAACUUGUACAGAACUGGUGAAAUUUGAUACCGGAUCAAUAAAUCUUAUUUAUAUUUGGUUGUGCUCACAUUCUUACUGCCUUGCCGUCGGAUCUGCCCAUCCUGUACCAGCGUGUUAUAUAACUCUGUGUGUCAGGCAGACGCAGACGUAUCCGAAACUCCGUUGAACGCCGUCUGCAGAAAGCCUGCUCUUAUCAAUGACAACUUGGCACCAACUGUAUCUCAUCUGACAGGUGCCAAGUCAUCACUCCAGACCCUUUAGUCCUACAGUGUCUCAACAGUAGAAUUUUAAAGCCCGAAUCCCGCAGUGUCUGUUGAGUGGACAGUGCGGCAGUGCAGUGGCCUCACAGCCCCCGAGUCGGGAGUUUCCAUCCCUCUUGCAGUGAGGCUAACUGGACUGCCUGUAUCGCCCACAGUGCAUGAGUGCUUACCCACAGCAGACUGGUAUCCUGGGCACUUUUGGGAUAGAGAGCCCC
Molecule: messenger RNA, 2494 nt
Organism: Brienomyrus brachyistius
Lineage: Eukaryota; Metazoa; Chordata; Actinopteri; Osteoglossiformes; Mormyridae
Gene: oprm1
Product: opioid receptor, mu 1
Exons: 3
Coding region: 283-1404 (373 amino acids)
Biological process (GO): sensory perception of pain; neuropeptide signaling pathway; G protein-coupled opioid receptor signaling pathway
Cellular component (GO): membrane; neuron projection
Molecular function (GO): beta-endorphin receptor activity; G-protein beta-subunit binding; neuropeptide binding
Source: RefSeq, a predicted model, not a curated record